AUGGAUUCCUCGGUGGACGCCCAGGUACAUUUCCUGGAUGAACCAGUAGUGCUGGUGCACAUCCCCUUGGAGUUGUAUCCAUACUUUGUGAAAUCGGUCUUGAACCUGAUCUUUGAUGAGACUUCCCCGCUAGAGGGGCCAGAGUCCCAGGAUGAUGGCGUUUACAAAACGCCAGCCUUUAUGAAUAUCUCCAUCACGCCCGUCGAGGUCUCAGUCACAUGUCCCAGACGAUUGGUCGACAAGUAUUUUGUUCCCGUCAUAGACGAGCUGGGUCAGCUUGACACGGCCCUGCAAUCCCGUCUAGUCGUAAGCGAAAAGGAUUUUAUUGUCAUGCAAGUCUUGGGCGAAGGACUCGAGGCCGGCAGACGAGUCUUGGAAUUAACCAGUCCACUCGCACUGGCAGGGAUAUCCAUCUUCUUCAUCUCAACCUAUUUCUCGGACUACAUUGUGGUUCCAAUGCAAAGCAAAACCAAUGUGAUGACUGCCCUCGAAGCCAGGGGCUUCCAAUUCGACGACGCAACCGCAGCCUUCGUCAGUCCACUGAGUCCAUCCACCGAAAGACGGCUCAGCGAUCUCAUCCCACCCAGAACACCUCCGCCCUCCACCCUCGCUGAGCUGCAAACACGCACCUUUGAAACUCUCCGAAACCGCCAAAUCUCCCCAUCAGUCGAUCCAACGCUGCGCUUAGUCCAAUGUGCCGCUCAUCACGAAUAUCACAGCUCAGAGAGCUCCAUGUCUAUCCUCCGUGACGCCCUCACCACUGUCCUGGUCGUGGACAAUCCACGCUUUCUCUCCCUCACCCUAGCAUCGCUUGACCCCGCCGCUUCCCUCCUGUUGGAAAAGCGAUUACUACCCCGCUUUGCGCGCCACGGUGAGUACGAAGAUGGCUCGGGUCUUUUGCUAGGCUCGAAAGAAGACCAUCUGAUUCCGAUCACGCUGGACCUCCGCGAUCUUCCCCUCGAGGCAUCCGGUAUCGUCUGCGGUGUCGCAGGCCGACUAGCGGAAGCCGCUCGGCCCCUCUCGUCGAGCCCUAGCGCACUGAGUAGCGCCAGCAGUGUAACAGGGUCCGUGCCCCGACUGUUCGAUACGUUCGGCACGCGCCUGACGGACUCCACUCCCGCACACAAUCUGGCGCCGUUAAGCCACCUGCCAUCCAAUGUUGAGGGGGCGGUGGAGAUUAGUUUCCUGAGCACAGCGCGGGCGGGGACCAUUGUUGUUGGGGAGGAUGAGCUUGCGAGGGCUCUUGCUGAGCUGAAUACGGAAUAA
This is a messenger RNA of Penicillium salamii, 1266 nucleotides long. Lineage: Eukaryota; Fungi; Ascomycota; Eurotiomycetes; Eurotiales; Aspergillaceae. The record is from the annotation of a GenBank genome assembly.